AUGCGUCGGGAACGUCGGUGGAAGGUGCGAAGAAUGGCGGGCAGUGGACAGUGGACGGUGGCUGUGUCCCUCUCCCCCGCCCCUCUCGGCUCAAGCAACCCUCCCGCAGAAGCACUAAAAGCACAGAAACACGCACAGCACACGCUGCCCCUUGUCACACAUCACGAUCAUUUGCACGUCUUGUCUCAGGCUCAGGGCGGCCUCAAGACUCCAACCCAACCAAUCCUUGUGCAUCCAAUUCGUGUUUCAGCUAUAACACCUCACAUCCACACACGCCUAUCCCUCUCACUAUUUUCGUCUCACAGACUCAGGCGCAUCGAUCAUCUUUUUACCGGCCUUGCGAUGCAAAUGCAAUGCAAGUCUGCGACCAGUGCAACGCAACAACUCGGAGCCUACCGUCAACCGUUGAACCGAUUACUUCCCUUUAGGGUAGGAGCACAUCAACGCCCAACUCGUCAUCGUUGGGGCUCGCCAUUAGUGCGUACACGUCGCAUUGACUUGACAACAGCCGAUCGGUUCAGCUCAGUUCAAGAUGGAUUCUCAUGGGGCAUUUGA
Fomitiporia mediterranea MF3/22 is the source of this 555-nucleotide messenger RNA. RefSeq lists its product as uncharacterized. NCBI's taxonomy places the organism in Eukaryota, Fungi, Basidiomycota, Agaricomycetes, Hymenochaetales, Hymenochaetaceae. The transcript is spliced from 5 exons. The record is from RefSeq and is a predicted model, not a curated record. Bases 1 to 555 code for a protein of 184 amino acids.